Molecule: messenger RNA, 831 nt
Organism: Geodia barretti
Lineage: Eukaryota; Metazoa; Porifera; Demospongiae; Tetractinellida; Geodiidae
Source: the annotation of a GenBank genome assembly
AUGAAGUUCAAACGUGAGGAUAUUUUAAGCAGAUUGCGGGCAAACCUUGAGGCGGGUAAACCGAUUAUCGGUGCAGGCGCAGGGACGGGUAUCUCUGCCAAGUGUGAGGAAGCCGGUGGCGUAGAUCUCAUCGUGAUUUACAAUUCGGGACGCUUCCGCAUGGCGGGUCGAGGAUCUCUCGCGGGGAUGAUGCCCUACGGCGAUGCAAACCAAAUCGUUGUUGAAAUGGCAAGCGAAGUGCUGCCGGUUGUUCAAAAUAUACCCGUACUUGCAGGCGUUUGCGGGACAGACCCGUUUCGCCUGAUGGAUGUAUUCCUCAAACAGAUCGAUGCAAUCGGUUUUUCUGGAGUACAAAAUUUCCCGACAGUGGGCUUAAUUGAUAGCACAUUUCGACAAAAUCUCGAAGAGACGGGGAUGGGUUAUGGACCGGAGGUAGAGAUGAUCCGUACUGCCCAUAAUCUCGGCAUGUUGACAACGCCCUACGCCUUCAACGAGUCAGAAGCGGAACAGAUGGCAGAUGCCGGCGCGGAUAUCCUAGUUGCCCACAUGGGACUGACGACGAAGGGGAGCAUUGGUGCGAGGACUGCGUUGACGCUUGAAGAAUCCGCCAAACAGGUGCAAGCCAUCCACGAUGCAGCGAAGUCGGUCAACCCCGAAAUCUUGGUCAUUUGUCACGGCGGUCCCAUCGCCGAACCAGAAGAUGCCCAGUAUAUCCUUGACAACACAACCGGAGUCGUCGGGUUCUACGGUGCAUCAAGCGCCGAGCGUCUGCCAACAGAGCGCGCCAUUACCGCCCAGAUCGAAUUGUUCAAGUCAAUUCGCUUAUCGUGA